Molecule: messenger RNA, 1473 nt
Organism: Leguminivora glycinivorella
Lineage: Eukaryota; Metazoa; Arthropoda; Insecta; Lepidoptera; Tortricidae
Gene: bic
Product: transcription factor BTF3 homolog 4
Exons: 1
Coding region: 163-684 (173 amino acids)
Cellular component (GO): nascent polypeptide-associated complex; cytosol
Source: RefSeq, a predicted model, not a curated record
GAAAUCCACCAUUUUCCCUUUGUAGCUAACCGGUGUUCAAAACACGUGCGUACUAUCAAGUUACAUGGAAAACUGGCGUGUUCCGAGCUAGAAAUAACAAAUAAACCGUCUGAAAAAGUGCGCCGUGUUUAAGUAGUUGGGUGACGUGUGUAGUAAAUCAAAAUGAACACCGAAAAGCUGAAGAAAUUGCAAUCCCAGGUGCGCAUCGGCGGUAAGGGCACACCGAGGCGCAAGAAGAAGGUUGUGCACGCCACAGCCGCGACAGACGACAAGAAACUCCAGUCUUCCCUCAAAAAACUGUCAGUGAACACGAUCCCUGGCAUCGAGGAAGUGAAUAUGAUCAAAGAUGACGGCACAGUGAUACAUUUCAACAACCCGAAAGCGCAGGCCUCGCUCGCGGCGAAUACUUUCGCUAUCACCGGUCACGGUGAGAACAAGCAGAUCGCGGAGAUGCUCCCCGGUAUCCUGAGCCAGCUCGGGCCCGAAGGUCUCAACCAGCUGAAGAGACUCGCGUCCAGCGUGGCCGCGCCAAAGCCCCUCGAGGAGGACGACGAGGUACCUAACCUCGUCGGCAACUUCGACGAGGCGUCGAAACAGGAGGCCAAGGAGGUCGUCGCCGAAGACAAGAAGGAGGAGAAAAAGCCCGAGACAGAAACCAAAGCCGCCGACAAGAAGACCGACUAACUAUCCCCAUUAUGACAGGAGUGAUCUAGGUUUUUAAUUUUGCUCAUUCAAGUGUCUUUAUAACAAACGCUAGGGUUUCCAAAGGCUAACCAAGUGUCUCAAACGUUUAUUUUAUUAUUUAGUAUUUGUGUUCCUAAAUAAAUGUACUUUCAAUUAGUGGUUUUGCAUUUAUUUGAAGUUUUGAUGUGUGAAGUGCCAAAAGGGACACUAAUUGUGUGCCUUUGCCUGUACUUAGAAAAAAGGGGACACAGUUUUGUUUUUUAAAUAUUUGACUCCGUGACUUUGGAAAUCCUGUAUAGAGCCAUCCUGUAUGAAACAAAAAGCUUGUCUCUCCUUCAACGCUACUAAUAUGUCAUUAUUAACUGUAAAAUACCGCAUAAUGGGAUAUUCUGUCAAUCAUAGGUCCUAGUUAAGUGUUGUAAUAAACCUAUUGUUGAGAUAUUGGCAAUAUGAUAAAAAGUCUAUGUAUGGCAUAUAUACAUUUAUUUUUUACACUGCACUGGCAUAUAGGAAUAUAUUAUUAUAUAUUAGUAAAGUAAGGUGAGUGACACACCUUAUCAUAUUUUUAAAUGGUAUUUUCUAAAGUUGUUGAUUCAUGUCCAGUUGAAGGAAUUUGCUUUCUCAUUUUUUUAAUAGAAGAGAAAUAGGUUAAACAAAAGAAUCUUAGUCACAGUAAGCUCUUUAGGUUUCAGAGCUGACAUUGUAUAAUAAAACCAUAAAAAUUGUAAAAUUUAAAAGGUCAGAGUUUGAUGUGUGUGUAAGCAUGACAUUAAAACUUUGAUUGCUGUA